GACGGAGCCGCUGCAGUGCCGGGGCUCUCGGCCCCUCCCUUGCCGCCCUUGGACCGUAUACCAACAUCACUGCCCGAGCAUGUGAUCGAGGCGAGGACUUCAUCCGGAAGGGUGGGCAUCAGCGGUAGCCCCUAUCAGCUCUUCCAUCAGAUGAGGGAUCGGCGCGUCGCCUCUGAGCCGCCAGCGGCGUUAGCGGCCGUUCCAGCCGCUGAGGGCACUUCUUGCUCGAGCAAGUGCCGGAGGAGAGAAAACCCCGUGGGCCUCUACAAUUUGGGCAAUACGUGCUUUUUAAAUGCGGCCCUGCAGUCGCUGGCGCAUGCCCCGUUGCUCUCGGACUUCUUUCUGAAGCGGCAUUUCGUGAAGGAUCUCAACGUGGAAAAUCCCUUGGGAACCAAAGGGGCCAUUGCCUCGGCCUUCGCCAAGUUGCUCCAAGAGUUGUUACAACCUGAAGGCACUGCAGAAGCCAUUGCCCCAGAGGAGAUGCUGCGCGCACUCUGCAAACACUGUCCCAUCAUCGCAGAGCAGCCAGGGAUGCAGCAAGACGCCCAGGAGGUCAUGGCUUUUCUUCUGGAUGCGCUGCAUGAGGACCUGAACCGCAUCCGCGAAGCGCGAGAAACGCGCCGCCCAGCCCGAGAGGCCCCGGCGGCUGCGGUCUCGAGCUCGGGCCUCGGUGAGCUGCAAAAACCCGAGGAACGACUGGCGGCGGAGGCCUGGUAUAGCCACCUGCUUUGGCAUCGCUCGUUGGUGGUGGAUUUGUGUCAGGGUCAGCUGCGCUCACAGGUGAAAUGCUCAAAGUGUGGAUGUGCUUCUGUGACCUUUGAUCCAUUUCUUUUCCUCACUUUGCCCUUGCCUGCGCGACUGAAGCGUGGCCGGAAAGUGCACAUUGAGGAGGCGAUCAAGGCCUUCUGCGUGGAGGAACGCUUGGAUGGAAGCGAUUCCUGGGGAUGUCCCAGGUGCGAUCGUCGUGUCAGCGCCUCCAAAAGGCUCUCCCUAUGGAAACUUCCCCUGCUCUUGUUGGUACAUCUGAAACGCUUCGGAUUCGAGGCUUCUGGGGCUUGGACGGCUCCCAGCUGGAAGAUUGAGGGUGAGGUGUGGACUCCCCCGCAGCUGGACCUGGGAAACUUUGUCUCCAAGACGUCACCCCAACGAGCUUCUUUGCAGUACGACCUCUUUGCUGCUGUGGAUCACGCAGGUGUCUCACCCUUCAGUGGGCACUACACUGCCUCCUGUCGUCGAGCCGAUGGGUGGUGGCGGCUUGAUGACUCCCGGGCCGAAUACCUUGGCCGGGCUGGGUCCGAGGCCACUGAACGAAAGGUCAUUGGCCCUUG
Cladocopium goreaui is the source of this 1328-nucleotide messenger RNA. NCBI's taxonomy places the organism in Eukaryota, Dinophyceae, Suessiales, Symbiodiniaceae. The record is from the annotation of a GenBank genome assembly.